Asterias rubens (European starfish) is the source of this 3351-nucleotide messenger RNA. Its product is annotated as chordin-like protein 1. The transcript is spliced from 11 exons. The record is from RefSeq and is a predicted model, not a curated record. Bases 397 to 1842 code for a protein of 481 amino acids. Gene Ontology annotation, molecular function: protein binding. NCBI's taxonomy places the organism in Eukaryota, Metazoa, Echinodermata, Asteroidea, Forcipulatida, Asteriidae.
UGAACUGCCAGCUAUUAUGGUGUGUUGGGGGGGAUAUUACCCCCUAUGAAGACUGGCUCCCAGCCACUGACGCCACUGCUCCCUCCGAGGAAUUCGUCAGGAAUCCAGACUGGGUUUAUAAAUUCAACAUUUACCCACAAUGCUUAUGUAAACUCUUGAAGUGUCGUCUGCCUCCACUACUACUUUCUGAAGGGAUGUCAUUUGGAAAUCAGAUCGCAGUUCGUCGACAUUUAUUUUUUUCUCAACUGGCGUUUGUAAAACCUGACUGUGGAUUUAACACCAGCGUUGCCAUCAACACAUAGAGAACUGAUUGACGAUUUUGUGUGAAACCUGGAAUUUCAGAGACGGACAAAACUUUGUCACCAGUUCAAAUACUUUUCAAAGACUAUUGGUGUCAUGCUUAUCAUGUCAAGCUUCAUAUCGCUGCUCAUCACAUCUUCGCUGGUAGCCGUCACAUACGCAACACCAUCCGGCUUAAGAAGACCACGCAAUGAUGAUGUGUGUAACUUCGGCAACGCACAGUACGCUGUUGGCGAUAGCUGGCACCCAUACCUCCGACCCAACGGGAUAGACUACUGCAUACUGUGCUCGUGCCACGCUGCUGGGCAGGUACGGUGCGACGGUAGGACGUGCCCCCAUCUUACCUGUACGUAUCCCAGGAGGAUACCUGGACAGUGCUGCCCGACGUGUGCAUCAGGGUAUGAAACAACAACAGAACAACCGAUGACGUCACCACAGCAAUGUCAGUAUAAAGGCCUGGAGUAUCACCACGGUGCUAUGUUUUCAGCGACGGAUAUUUUCCGAUCAAGGCGAGAGGACCAAUGUGUUCAGUGCAGUUGCUCGAGUGGGCGAGUGUACUGUGCGUUGAGGACGUGUCCUGCCUUACCGUGUGCAAACUCAGUAGUGCUGCCCGAUUCAUGCUGUCCCGUUUGCGAAUCCACAGCUACGGAGGAAGACUACGAAGAUGAAGACCUUACUGGAGGAAACAAUCUCCACGGCUCAGUCGAAAUAUUACCUGACGAACCGUCGACUGAAGGAUCGUUCCCAGAGAACACUGCCAUAGUGCACCCAGCUGAAGAGGACGAUGUUAGAAUAUCCGAACUCGAUCCCAGCCGAUAUGUUUGCGAGUCCAACGGCAAAACAUACUUCGAAGACCAGAGCUGGCAUCCGGUACUGGUACCUUUCGGCAGAAUGGAAUGCAUCCUGUGCACUUGCAAGAGAGGAGAGGCUGUAUGUGGUAGGAUGAGAUGCCCAAGUGAGAACAGCUUGCCAUGUGCGAAUCCCAUACAGCACAGGGGAUCCUGCUGUAAAGUAUGCCCAGAUAUACCGACACAAUCGACGGGGUCUUCCGACGACGGGCCGUCCGAGGACAUCGAGGGUAUCGAUGAGGCUGCCCUCUGCCUCCGUAAGACGGAGAAAAUACUCCUGCAUGAGUUCGUGCCGUACUUGGUGGAGUCGCCGGACACCUUGCAGACGUUUCGAUUCGUAGUUGAAGACCUGGACGCUGGGGUCUUUGAACAUCAUUUGUGGGAAUUCAGAGAUGGACUGAUUUCGGAUUUUCAAAUUGAGCCAAUGACAGACGAGGACUUCCAAAACAAACAGGAAACCAAUAGAACGGGCUGGUUCCAACUUGCAGGCGCUUCAACACACCAUCGCCUGCAGAAACUCAAAAGAAAAGAGCGCAAACUGGAGAAAAACUGCAUCUCAAACUGUCAACGACAGGUCGUUCGACUAACGCGAAUGCUCAGACCAAGGGCAAUUGAAAGAGGAAUUGAAUGCACCCAGGCACCCGACACAACACCCAGGCAAAGGGGGACACUUGUAGUCCCAACUAGUGGGUGAAUUGGGCAUCUUGACUCAACUGGUACAAACUUUUAAGACGCAGUUGACAGCAGACUUACCCAGGUAGAUCCAGGUAAUACGGAGCGCAUGUUCUGAAGUUUUUAGCCUUCGAGAUAGACUCUGCUAGGGUCGAAACGUCAGGCCAUUAACAAUGUUGCGCAUUUUGGUUGGUAAGUUGUUUGCAACAGCUAAUUCUCUCUCGUAUUCAGAACUCUUAUUUACAAUUGCAAUUUACCUGGUGAGUCUGCUGCCACCUAGCGUUCUUAAGACUCACAUUCAUUAACAAUGUAAAACAAUGAAGCUUCUUUGUGUAGUUCUUGUACCCGCCCGCCUUUUGCCUAUUGUCAUGGCCAGUCAUUUAAAUUACCUAACACUAUGAUAGAAAAUUAAAAACACAGUUUAUCCCCAAACGCCCUUCCUGAACUGUGGCCUGGACAAGCUGUUUUUCACAAUUAAUUCUUAAAGGCCCUGGACACCUUUGGUAAAAUGUCAAAGACCAGUAUUCUCUCUUGGUAUAUCCCAACACAAUGCAUAAUAUGAGGUGUAGCUGCGUUAGAAAAGGUAAUUGGAUGCAAAUUUGAUGCAUAUUUGAUGACAGACUUAUAGUACAUGUAACAUGUGACGUCACACGUUUACAGAAGCGCCACAUAGCCCGAACUUCCUGCAGAUAAAAGUUGUACACGGCCCAUCCAGUGGGAGAAAAAAAUCAUGCAUUUUACCAACUUUAUAGAAGGGAAGUAAGGAGUGUACAUUUCAAAACUUGUCCAGCUUGUUUUUCUAACUGUCGAAUUAAUGUAAAGUUAUUACACAAAAUUAACAAGUUUUCAUGCAACCAGUGUAGUAUCUUGCCUGCCAGGCAAAGCCCUGGAAUGUACGAGGUCAGUCACUCUUUUUGUAAACAAAAGUUACAUGAUCCGAUAAACAAAAAAGAACAAGGGUGCAUUAGUCAAGUCUGCUGCCACCUAUCGUUUCAAAAAAGUCAUGCACCAUACAGAACCCUAAUCUUCCUAAUAACGAACGUACUUUGUAAAUAGUGAAACUUUCUAGCAAAUUGAUAUGUGUGCAUUUCCUAAGUAUUAUAUUUAAAAAACUGGUUGCGGUAUGGGCAACAGAAUUUGCGAAGAAAAAAAUAACUUUAUUUGGCAGUUAUCAACUGCGAACAUCUUGUACAUUAAAAUGUUUAUUUGUUUUAAAAUAAAAUAUGAAACUAACGUUUCAAUUAAUAAUAUAUGAUGAUAAUAUUAUAUGUAUAAUACCUUUAUGAAUAUUCAUAAGAUGUAGAAAUGAGAUGAAUAUCAUUCAUUUUUAACGAAUACAUGCAUGUUAUUUUAUAUAAACUUAUUGUUUACAAGUAGCUGGCAUUAUUCGGCCAACAGGGUACUGUAGAUGGGACAAAUGUUUUUUUCUGUUAUCCUUUACCAAUCCUGUAAAGGCAGCAGACACUUUUGGUAAUUGUCAAAGACUAGCCUUCACAGUUUGUGUAUCUCACCAUAUGCAUAAAAUAAUUAA